AUGGGAAGCAGUUCGAUUCUGGGUGAUCAAAGAAUUCUGCAAGAACCUGAAUAUUCGCCACAAUUUCUCAUCUCCUUAUUAUGCUCAGAGCAACGGGCGGAAUCAACCAAUCACGUUAUUAUGGACGAUCUCAAGAAAAUGCUGGAGAAAGCGAAGGGAAAAUGGACAGAAGAAUUCCCUGGAGUAUUAUUGUACUAUCGAACGACCCCAAAAAAAUCCACUGGAUUUUCACCAUUUACUCUGGCUUAUGGGACAGAGGCAUUUAUAGCCACCGAGGUACAUCUCAAGACUACCAAAACUCGUGUUUUCAAAUAUGGGAAAAACGAAAGCAUACUGGCUUUUGAUAAAGAGUUGCUAGAAGAACAAAGAGAAACAUCUUUACAGCAGUUGGUCCGAUACCAGCAGGAAAUCAAGCUGAGUUAUGAUCGUAAAGUCAGAGAACGGUCAUUCAAACCAGGGGAAUAUGUCUUGAAGAAAACCCGAGAAGCCACAAUGGAACCAAACUGUGGGAAUCUCGGAGCAAACUGGGAAGGUCCAUACAUAGUGGACAGGCCAGCGUCUCGUGGCUCUUACUACCUAAGGAACCUCGAUGGUACUCAAGAUUCAAAACCACGGAAGCCAUGA
Papaver somniferum (opium poppy) is the source of this 624-nucleotide messenger RNA. RefSeq lists its product as uncharacterized. The transcript has a single exon. The record is from RefSeq and is a predicted model, not a curated record. The coding region runs from base 1 to 624 and encodes 207 amino acids. Gene Ontology annotation, molecular function: nucleic acid binding. Lineage: Eukaryota; Viridiplantae; Streptophyta; Magnoliopsida; Ranunculales; Papaveraceae.